AUGAGUAACAUUCCCCAAGAAAUCGACGAUUACAUCAAAGAAUCAAUCUACCAUUCUCUCGGCCUUCCCGUCUCCAAACACACACUGGAAUUGAAACUCGUCGCCUCCGAAGCCGCACAGCAACACCUUCGCGUUCAAUGCCUCUCCUUGCAAUCUAAAUUAAACCACCAAAUCCUCGCAGCCCAAAGUUCCAAGGCGGAGGCCAAGUUGAGUGCGCAGGCGUUGAAGAAGGCAAUUGAGAAAAACGGAGACCUCUCAGAGGAGAAUUCGGCUCUGACUCUGCAAUGCAAGAAACUGAAAGCCUUUGCCAACAAAUUGAAGAUGGCCGUCGAUCGCGCCAACGAAGAAACGGCUCGUGUGCGUGAAUUGGAACAGGAGAUGAACGAAUUAACGGACGAUUUGUAUUUCUUCCAGAAUCAAUACCAAACGCGAAAGUUUCAUUCAUCUUCCAUGGAGGAGGAUUUGGUUGACUCUGUUUUGGCCGCUUUUAUUGGGGAAACAGAGGCUCCUGCUGCAGAGUUCUUGUUACACAACGCAGGCUACAGUUCGUGUCGAAGAUUGCUCUACUUGUCCAACAGCUUAAGCCCUGCAACUCAGAAAGCUCUGUCUCUGGCUGCUAAAAUUAAGGAACUUGAGAAAAACAAGGAAGAACUCCAGCUCCUCCUCCGUACAGCUCAAGAAGAGGUAAAAUUCUUAAACGAACAAAUCGAUUAUCUGAUGGAAGAUCAAACGUCGACGUCCCAUGAAGAAGGAAGCCAACGACGUUGUGGAGGGAAACCACCAGCCAGUAGUGACUAUGCCUCUGUGAAGUUACAUGGCGGAGAACAGUCUGACUCGGACGAUUGAUUGCGCCUUCGAUCCAACAAAACAUCGUCCCUCCAGGGUUCUCUUCUCAUAAUGAUUUAAUGAUAUAUUUUUUUGGGUUCAACUGUAAAUAUAAUA
Molecule: messenger RNA, 942 nt
Organism: Momordica charantia (bitter melon)
Lineage: Eukaryota; Viridiplantae; Streptophyta; Magnoliopsida; Cucurbitales; Cucurbitaceae
Source: RefSeq, a predicted model, not a curated record